Molecule: messenger RNA, 885 nt
Organism: Haemonchus placei
Lineage: Eukaryota; Metazoa; Nematoda; Chromadorea; Rhabditida; Trichostrongylidae
Source: the annotation of a GenBank genome assembly
AUGAUCUCUUGGACUAGGAGGAUAUUACCACAUACACAGAUUUGCUAUAAUGCUGCUAUGAGGCAGUGUUCCAGUGUAAAUGUUGCCAGUGAAAUGAAGGAAAUCCUACGAAUAGCCAGCACAGGCGAUUUGAAAACGGCCCUUUCCCGCCAUGAAGCAUUUAGGGAAACAAAUGAUGUUCCUGAUUGGGGUGUAGUGAAACUGUCGAGCGUCCUCCUUGCCAACGGUCUGGAACAUGAGUCUGAAAGCUUGCUGAAACAGCACUAUGAGGAAACUGGCGGGAUACAUCGAUUCGCAAGAAAGUCUGGAAUACAAGAGGAACAAGUGGUUGCCGCGCUUGUAAGAGUGAUUAACAGCACAGUUGAAGACGGUUUGGAUAGAGCGCAUCGACUAUAUCGAUGGCUAUUGGAGGGCAGAUUCUGUUCGAACAAGGACGUCUUCAUAGUGCUGUUCGUUGAGAGAGCACUUCAAAGUGGAAAAUACUAUUUUGACGACAUCUCCAUCUGCUCUUCAAAACCUCAAGCGCUUCGUCUCACUCGAGCUGGGAAAGAAUGCGGCGUUCGUGGAAUCGCUAGGGCAAGAUCCUCGUUUGGAAAGUUCGCAGCUACGAUUCAUCGUGGAAUUGGCUGCCAAGUGGUUGUCUUGGAAAGUCUGAUUGAGCUUUCGCGUCUACUUCAAUUUCGACCACAAGACAAGGCUAUGAUCUACGAUGAGCUGGUUAAGAUUUAUGGUAAACAUGCAGAUGAAGCCAAUCUGGAACGAAUUACGGAAUUUGUUCUGCGUGAAUCCGAGAGAGAGCACUUUGCAGCAACGCUGGGACGUUUAGCCCACUUCUACAGGUGCUGCCAUCUCGAACUUCCCAAUCGUCUCUUACGGGCUUUGUGA